Molecule: messenger RNA, 503 nt
Organism: Drosophila novamexicana
Lineage: Eukaryota; Metazoa; Arthropoda; Insecta; Diptera; Drosophilidae
Exons: 2
Coding region: 57-377 (106 amino acids)
Source: RefSeq, a predicted model, not a curated record
GAACAGUGACCAGCUAGCCAGCGGCACAUUCGCAUUCUCUCUCAGACACAACCAACAUGAAGCUGCUCAUCAUCAGUUGCCUGCUGCUGGCCUGCGGACUGAGCCGGGCCAGCGUUAUACCUGCCAGCACGGGAGUAGCCGCCAUUCAAGGGCCCGCCCUGAUACCUGUGGCUGGGAGCCAUCAGUUUGUGGCCCGCAACUACAAUGGCUUCUAUGUGCCGACGACGGCUGCAGCUUGGCCAGCUUGGACGCCUUAUCCCAACACCUACUACAAAUACAGUGGAGGUUAUCCCACCUACAGCUAUCCUAGCUUCAGCUAUCCUUAUGGCUACUAUCCCAGCUAUAACUAUGGCUAUGGCUAUAAGAGUGUCUGGUAAGCCAUAAUUAUGGGAAGGUACAAACAUAUUUGAUCAUGCAAUUAUUUUUAUGUGAUAAUUGACAACUUUACCAAAUCACAACCAAAUCAAGCUCAUAAAGCAUUAUUUGCUGAACAAAAUAUACAG